Molecule: messenger RNA, 1209 nt
Organism: Ornithodoros turicata
Lineage: Eukaryota; Metazoa; Arthropoda; Arachnida; Ixodida; Argasidae
Product: EEF1A lysine methyltransferase 1-like
Exons: 5
Coding region: 1-636 (211 amino acids)
Molecular function (GO): protein-lysine N-methyltransferase activity
Source: RefSeq, a predicted model, not a curated record
AUGGCAACGGCAACAACACAACGCCAUAAUGGAUGCCGCCAUCAGUGCCGUUUCAGGGUCACUGAAGAGGAGGAGGAUGUGCCUCGACUGUCGGAGUAUACACUUGAAGCUCUCAGAGAAUUCCUUGCGGAAAAUGCCGUGAGAGAUCCGACGAAUUUGGACGAGAAUUGGCAACUGAGUCAGUUUUGGUACAGUGACGAAACAGCAACGGCACUUGCAAACCAAGUGAUAAGGCUUUGUGGACAAAAUGACCGAAUCGUCUGCAUAUCUUGCCCAACACUGUACAGAAAACUGAAAGAGCUCGAGUGUCCACUGGAAACUAAGUUGCUUGAAUACGACAAAAGAUUCGCAGUCUUCGGUGACGAUUUCGUGUUCUAUGAUUACAACCAUCCUACGUACAUCCCUGUGGGUUUAACAUCCGAGGUUGUCGUCGCCGACCCUCCGUUUCUGUCAACUGAGUGUAUAGAGAAAGUGUCGGAAACGAUCAAGAUCAUUGCACCCAAGUAUAUCAUACUUUGUACAGGUGCCGUGAUGGAGUCCGAUGUCCAAAAGUUCCUGGGGCUAAAAAUGGCAAAGUUCAGUCCAACACACACACGUAACCUCGGAAAUGAGUUCAAGUGUUUCACAAACUACUAGAUAGAUCCAUACAAGAACACAUGCACAGUUUAUUCCAAAGAUUGCUUAUUUUAUUUACUUCACACAUCCAAAGAUAUUUUCUUGUAGCAUCUGACUGUCAUACGAUACCAAAGACGUAGAUAACUAUUUUCUGUACUCAAAAUGAUUAUUUUUUUUAAAUUGCGUAGAAAGACGUGUCGCAGCCUUUUCUAUUGGGCAUUAUAACAGAAAUUGGGGCAGUAUUCUUCCUACAUAGGGAUUCAAUCUAGGAUUGCAAGGACAGUUAACCGCUGUUGGCAUCUUUGAGUGACUGUCUAUGCCUGAAAAAAGAGUAACAUAUAUUCAUAUUAGGUACACUUAGUUUCCAAUGGUGAAGAAUAGUAGUUACACAGUAGUAGAACUGGUAGUUCGUAGUUCUAAUCAUGGGCGUUCCCAGGAUUUUUUCUAAAGGGGUAAGCAAAACAUACAACCCCCUCACAUCUUUUCCUGGAGAGGGACACUGCAGACUGUAAGGGUGUUCAGGGGUCCACAUUGCUGUACGUCUUAGAAAAAUCAUGAUUAAUAAAGAGAUGUCACUAGUGACCUUGAAGCUCU